Molecule: messenger RNA, 2497 nt
Organism: Gaeumannomyces tritici R3-111a-1
Lineage: Eukaryota; Fungi; Ascomycota; Sordariomycetes; Magnaporthales; Magnaporthaceae
Exons: 2
Coding region: 1-2118 (705 amino acids)
Biological process (GO): transmembrane transport; fungal-type cell wall biogenesis
Source: RefSeq, a predicted model, not a curated record
AUGCAAGAUGCUGACAAAAUCACAGUUCCCGCCGGCACUUUCUCCGCCCGGGGUACCCAGGUGAUCCCAGCCGAGUUUGUUAGUGCCCUGCCGGCGAUUGCCUUCCAGAUCCCCGAUAUCGCGGCCCUGGCAACGCUUCAGCUCAAGGCUCUCGAUUCCGGGCGGGACGUAGCCUGUAUCAGGUCCCAGGUGUCUAACGGCAAGACGGCCAACGUCCCAGCUGUGUCAUACGUGGCAGUUGGUGUCGCUGGCGCUGCCCUGGUCAUGACCGGUGUGACGGCUGUUGGGGCCGCUGUGGCCGGUGGAAGUGGCGCGGCGGCUGGAGGCAGCGCCGCGGGCGUUGGCACCAUCAGCCCUUCCUUCACCGAGGUCUUUGGCUGGUUUCAGGGCAUAGCCAUGAACGGCAUGCUGUCGGUCAACUACCCCCAGGUUUACCGCAGCUUCGUCAAGAACUUCGCCUUCUCGACCGGCCUGGUUCCCUGGACCGGCCUACAGACGUCCAUCGACCAGUUCCGCAACAUGACGGGCGGAAACCUGACGGCCGACAGCGUGGCCACCCUGCGCAACGCCACCCUGGUGUACCCGGACGGCUCCAUAUCCACGUCAGACAAGUCCCAGCCGUUGAAGCUGAAGCGCGCGCUCGACAGCAUUGUGACUCUCGCCGCGCGGCAGAUCGAGACCAGUGUUAACACCACUGCUCCUGCGGCUGGCCAGCCAGGCGCGGCUGUGCCCGCCCAGAUCCGACUGGCCGUCACGGGCAUCCAAGCCUAUGCGAGCGAGCUCGCCGUGCCAUCGGCCAACACCUUCAUGACGGUGCUGUUGAUCGUCGCCAUCGCCAUUGCUGCCAUCGCCGUCGGCAUCUUGCUGUUCAAGCUCAUCCUGGAAUUCUGGGCCCUCUUUGGCAACUUCCCCAAGUCCCUGGUCGGCUUCCGCAAGCACUACUGGGGCUCCAUUGCUCGAGCAAUCACGUCGCUGAUCCUGCUGCUCUAUGGUAUCUGGGUCCUGUACUGCAUCUUCCAGUUCACCCAUGGCGACUCGUGGGCGGCAAAGACAUUGGCCGGAAUCACCCUCGGCCUGUUCACGGGUGUCCUGGUCUUCUUCUCCUUCAAGAUUUGGUACACGGCGCGCCAGCUCAGGAACGUCGAGGGCGAUGCCAGCGGCCUCUAUGAGAAGAAGAACAUUUGGGUCAAGUACAGCAUGUUCUACGAGUCGUACAAGAAGGACUACUGGUGGAUUUUCGUGCCAACCAUCGUCUACCUGUUCGCCAAGGGCACGGUCAUCGCGGUGGGUGACGGCCACGGAUUGACGCAGACCAUAAGCCUGCUGGUCAUUGAGGGCGUCAUGCUUGUCCUCCUCAUAUGGAGCCGUCCCUACGAGCGCAAGUCGGGCAACGUUGUCAACGUCGCCAUCGCGGUCGUGCGUGUGCUUUCUGUGGUGGUCAUUCUGGUGUUUGUCCAGGAGUUUGGCAUCGCCCAGACGACACAGACGGUCGCCGGGGUGGUUCUCAUCGUCAUACAGUCGACCCUGACGGGUAUCCUGGCCAUCCUGAUCGCAUGGAACGCCAUCAGCGCCUGCUGCAAGGCGAACCCCCACCGCCAGCGGAGAAAGGAGCUUGAGAAAAUGCGCGACGUGGAUAACCUCACUCCCCUGGAUGCGCGCAACUCGCUUCUCAUUGACAGGACCAAGUCGAACCAGGACUCGUCAACCACUUUUGCCGUGGCCAACACUGUCGACGAGAAGAAAUCCAUGCCCCAGAUGUCGUACCCGGACAGAUACAGCAACGAUGCCGCCAACCCGUACGCCAACAGGAAGGCGCCGUCAGCCACUGACAGCUUCAAGGCGGACACUUUCAGGCCGCUCACGCCCAGCGCGCCGAUGGCGUACAACAACGAGGGCAAGGACACGCUUCUCUCGAGUGCUGCGCCGAUCGGCAGGGCGGAUUCGCGGCAGCCGACCCUUCCCGUGUUCAAUUCGGGGCCAGGAUACGGCCCCCCGCGGGAUAACAGCUUCACCCCAGCUCCCGGAUACGGUGGUGGCGGCUACAGCCAGGGGGCUUACGGGCAAUCCGGCUACAACCAAGGAGGAUACGGCUAUGGGGCGCCUCCCCGCGGCUACUAGUACUGAGCAUGCCAGGGAUGGGAACAACAUCCAAGAAAGAGUGUCGUUUACAAAUGCGGACUCGUUUGAUAGUGUGAGAUAGGAGAGGACCAAAAGGUUGAUGACCAAAGCCGGCUCACAAUCAACAAAUCGAUUCAGAAGACUCGAAGGCACUGACCGACGCGGUGUUGGUUCCGUUGAUGGCCUGUAUUUCUAUUUGCUUUUGUCUGCACAUACCCCGUUUUCUUUAUAGUAUCUAAAUAUCCACCCAGGUAGUCACCUAGUUUUCCUUACUUAUGACCCGAAUGCGGAGCUUGGUUCACUUUGUAUUUUCACCUUGGCCUAGGCAUUUUCUAUGCAAAUCCAAAUAAUAAUCUGCGAAACCCGAGUCUGACACAGA